Messenger RNA from Meloidogyne enterolobii, 1350 nucleotides. The record is from the annotation of a GenBank genome assembly. NCBI's taxonomy places the organism in Eukaryota, Metazoa, Nematoda, Chromadorea, Rhabditida, Meloidogynidae.
AUGUGGCAUGCUGAAAGGAUAUUUGUUUGUUUUGCCUGUCGCCUUUCCUGCCACAAAAAGUGCCAUUCACGUGUUAAUUAUGUCUGCCCUAAGGCUAAUAAUGACCAACCGACCUGUUCCAAAUUUUUCGGCACAGAUUUGGCCAAUUUAUUGGCAGAUGAUGAAGUCCCUGCUUUACUAAAUAAAUUACUUAAUUGUGUUGAAGUUAAAGCCUUGUUUGUUGAAGGAAUUUAUAGAAAGAGUGGACAGAUGGCUGUUUUUAAAGGGAUAAGGAAAAAGAUUGAGACAAUUAAAGAACCGGAAGCUAUCAACUUUGACGACAUUCCUAUUCAUGUACUUACAAGUCUAAUAAAAGCAUUUUUCCGUGAAUUAUCAGAACCUCUAAUUAUACCUGAUUUAUACGAGAAUUUUGUAAAUAUAUCGGAAAUUAAAGAAACAAAUGAAAGGGUAAGGUGUUUACGUGCCAUGAUGGAUAUGUUACCCAAAGGAAAUAAAUGUGUAUUGGACAGGCUUAUGUACCAUUUGGCAAGAGUAGCACAUCAAGAAUCUGUAAAUAAAAUGUCUGCUUCUAAUUUAGCUGUAAUAUUUGCGCCAUGUAUAGUUCGAAGGAAUACUACGGUACAUGCACAAGAACAACUUAUGGACGUUCAAAAACAAGCCAUAUGCGUUCAAACACUAAUAGAGGAUAAACUCCACCACCUACAAGAAACACUAUCUCAAAUUGUUGAGCUGGAAGGGGCUACAGAAAAGGUCACCGAAAACUUGAGACGUAUUGAAGAACAUAGACGAGCAUCUACCGGAACAAUGAUACCCACAUUGUCUAGUACAGAUUCUACAACUAACGAAAAUAAGGAUACUUUAAUAACCCCAAAAAUAUCCACAACAACAAAAAUAAUUUCUACAAAUUUAAAUAAUAACGAGGAAGAAAAGAAGAAUAAUUUAACAAUUAAAGAAAAAGAAAAAAAUAUUGAAACAGCUAAACAAUUAUUUGAAGAACAAUUGGACUUUUUGGAUAAAGAAAAGGCUAAAUUAAUACAAGAAUUGCCCCCAUUAGCGCCUGUUGCGUCAUCAGAAGAUUUAAGUUCUGAUGAUGUUGAUAAUUCUGGGGGUGUUAAAAAUGAAGCUAAAAACACUAAAGAAUUGCAAAACAAGCAAGAAUCUCUACGUUCACAAAACAGUAUUGAAGAAUAUGCCCUAGAUCUAUCAGUACCUCCUGUAGUAGCAUUACUACACCAUGCUUGUAAAUCAAGACCUAGUAAGGGUAAAGGAAUGAGGAGACCGAGUAUUAAUUUUAUUAGAAAAUGGAGAAAUGAAAUUGUAAAUAAUGCUCAGAUAAAUUACAAUUUGUAA